CACCAACCCCAGAGCCUAUAAAUGCAUAGCUGAGCCUUAUUGUCCUGCUCAAUUUGCUAGACAAUUUGGCCUCACACAAGGAGUUCCAAUACCUCUCUGCAGCAACACCAACCUAACUCUGACCAAGAGGGAUUUGAAGGUUCGAAAGUCAAGGCUAGAAGAGGCAACCUUCAAGUUUAUGGAUGAUCUGGCCACUUUUGAGUAUAUCCCUUUCAUACCUCAUGGCUCCUUUUUGAAGAGAUAUCAGAGUUGGUGGGUAAGUAAUAUGGAAGUUUAUUUAGUUGAAGGUAAUCAGAAACAAAAGAAACAGAGACUGCUUGAACCUUUGCUGAGAAGAAAAAAGGCGAUUGAUUUGCCCCAAGAAGAGACAACCAUUAGGAAAGUAGAGGAGGAGAUUAUUUUUAAUGGAUCCGAACCUCAGGCUAAAGGAGCUGAGAAAACAAUUGAGGGGCAGACAAAGCCAAUUCAAAGAAAAAGGAGAAGAAAGAUUACUGUCUCUCCUCCUGAGUUUGAUAUCUCCCCUUCCAGCUUUGAUGAGGAUUCUGAUUCGGAGACAAUUGCCCAAGCCAUAGGAAAGAGAAGAAAAAUGACUGCUUCAACUACUGCUUUGGUUGAAGAUCCCCUUCAUGAGGCAGCCGCCAAGGCCGUGGAACAAGAACAUUCCAAAGCCAUAGUCGUCUUUGAAAGGGCUGAGAAAAGACGGCAACAACAAAUUUUAAGAGAGAGAGCUGCUGCUGCCAAUGCAUUGCAAAGGGAACUAGCCAGACAACAACGGUCUGCUGGACACUAUUCUCUCCGCAGUUCUCCCAUCAGUACCAGUGCCUCUGGAACAAGUAAUUUCUUUCAUACCUCUGCUGUUUUUUACUUUGUCAGCUU
Messenger RNA from Camellia sinensis, 876 nucleotides. Lineage: Eukaryota; Viridiplantae; Streptophyta; Magnoliopsida; Ericales; Theaceae. The record is from RefSeq and is a predicted model, not a curated record.